Messenger RNA from Seriola dumerili (greater amberjack), 1812 nucleotides. RefSeq names its product elastin-like. Bases 1 to 1812 code for a protein of 603 amino acids. The record is from RefSeq and is a predicted model, not a curated record. The transcript has 22 exons. Lineage: Eukaryota; Metazoa; Chordata; Actinopteri; Carangiformes; Carangidae.
AUGCAUAAAUGGCAUUAUCAUAUGCACUUUUUUCAGAUCAAAUGCACAUACGUCUUCAGAAGGACAGGGAUAGGAGGUCAUCUAGGGGCAGGAGGUCAUCUAGGGGCAGGAGGUCAACUAGGGGCAGGAGGACAAGUAGGACCAGGAGGAUACUCCCCUGCUGCCAAAGCUGCUAAAUAUGGAGUAGGGGGACUGGGAGGAACGGGAGGACUGGGAGGAACAGGAGCACUGGGAGGUGGAGGAUACCCUGCUGCUGCUGCUGCCGCUGCCGCUGCUGCUGCCAAAGCAGCUAAAUACGGAGUAGGGGGGCUAGGAGGAACAGGAGGAUUGGGAGGAACAGGAGGACUGGGAGGGACAGGAGGACUGGGAGGUGGAGGAUACCCUGCUGCUGCUGCUGCUGCCGCUGCCAAAGCAGCUAAAUACGGAGUAGGGGGACUAGGAGGCACAGCAGGACUAGGUGGAACAGGAGGACUUGGAGGAACAGGAGGACUGGGAGGUGGGGGAUACCCUGCUGCUGCUGCUGCUGCCAAAGCAGCUAAAUACGGAGUAGGGGGACUAGGAGGCACAGCAGGACUAGGAGGAACAGGUGGACUGGGAGGAACAGGCGGACUGGGAGGUGGGGGAUACCCUGCUGCUGCUGCUGCUGCUGCUAAAGCUGCUAAAUAUGCUUUGGCGGCAGGUGCCAAACCUCCUAAAUAUGGUAAGACUGAGUCCCAGGAGCAGGCCAAGGAGGAGUUCCAGGAGGAGCCGGUCAGAUACUACCUGGUGGUGGCGGCUAUGGUGGUUACGGAGCUGGUGCUGGAGUCAAACCUCCAAAGUAUGUGCAAGUUAUUCCUCAUUACCCUGGGACCAGCAUGCCAGGCCUCUGCCUUCAUCGACCAUCCAACUUGCCCUCACAUCUUACAUACCAAGUGUGGGCCUCAUGGCAGUAGCCUGAUGUCUCCCUUUGGGCUGAGCCUGACUGAGCCCCACGCUCACUGCCUGGGGCUUGCACCAGGAGUGCGCCCCGGAGGCAUCACUGGAGUAGGACUUGCUGUGCCAGGAGCUACUCCAGGUACAGGCGUCAGUGGCGUUCCAGAUGGUUCUGUUGUUGUGUUACCAGGUGGUACAGGUGUUCCUGGAAAACCAGAGUCUACACCUAUUGCCGCAACUGGCAAGGCCCCAGAGGUCCCGCAGCCCAGUGCAGGAGGAUAUCCCUAUGGUGGAAACUACGGAGUUCCUUAUGGUGCAGGUACCGGCACUGGAACUGGACCUGGAACUCUGCCUGGAGCGAAGCCUCUGAAACCUCCAGCAGCGGGUGGAACGGGAGGAGUGGGAAUCCCACUUGCAGCAGGAGGUUAUCAAGGUGGGCUGACGUAUCCCUCUGCAGUUGGACUGGGAGGUGCUGGUGCUGGUGCUGGAGCUAAAGCACCAAAACCAGGCUAUGGCAAUCUUGGAGGUGGUGGUGGAUAUCAGCCAGGUGUGGGUCGUGUAGCUCCCGGUUAUGGCGGAGCUUACCCUCAGCAGUACUACCAAGGAGGCGGAUUAAUGUCCAACUGCCAGCAGCCAGGUAACACAGCUGGACAGAUGAAAGGACAGCCAAAGCAGCCAAGUAUGGUCCACUACAGGGCUUCCUCGGUGGUGCAGGAGGAGGAGGGGUCUACAGAGGUGGAGCCGCAGGAUGCCAGGGCAAAUACUGCGGGAGGAGGAAGUAGAGGAUCUCUUGAGAUCCAGUGUGACCUCAAGAAACUAUGGUGCUACUGCAUGAUGGAGAAUCUGGAAAUAAUGAACUCAUGCUGCUGUUCUCUGGAGAUCUCCUGGGAGAACCAGUGA